GAAAAACAACGCCCACUUGAAAGAGGAAAUCGCCGGAGCUUUCAGCCUUUUUUUUUUGCUUUUUUAUCUAUCUGUUUUCCGAUUGUUGAAACAGACCACUUUUGUCAUAUGGCAGUCUCGUUCCUUCGUUUUUCAAUUCCUUCCCGGGUCCUCUGGUAUCCAACCCGAAUCAUUCGGGUCACACCGGCUUUAGUACGAUUCUCUUCCUCCGCCGCAUUUCAGCAAUCUACUUCCCUCUCACCGUCUCCUUCAAAUAACUCCGGCCAACUUCUCGCCGAUAAAUGGGAAUCAUAUCGGAAGAAAAAGGUCGUCAUUCGGAUUGGGUAUGUUGGUACCGAUUACAGAGGAUUGCAAAUUCAAAGAGACGAUCCUGCUCUGAAAACAAUUGAGGGUGAAUUGGAGGUUGCUAUAUACAAGGCUGGUGGGAUACUAGAUAGUAACUUUGGUGAUCUUCAUAAGAUUGGUUGGGCUAGAAGUAGCCGAACCGAUAAAGGAGUUCAUUCUUUGGCAACGACAAUAUCGCUGAAAAUGGAGAUCCCUGAUACUGCGUGGAAGGAUGAUCCUCAGGGCACUGUUCUUGCUAAGUGUAUUAGCAAACAUCUUCCUGAGAAUAUCAGAGUCUUCAGCGUUUUACCGUCACAAAGGAGAUUUGAUCCUCGAAGGGAGUGUACGCUGCGUAUGUAUUCUUACCUCCUUCCUGUUGGUGUUAUUGGGGUCAAGAAUAGCUUUACCUCAGAUGAGAUUGAUGAUCACAUUUCGGAUUUCAACGAAAUUUUAAAGGAAUUUGAGGGUGACUAUCCUUUCCAUAACUACACACAGAGGUCAAAGUACAGGAAGAAAGCCAAACAAAAACUAACCCAAAGAAACGGACGCCCUCCAAAGAAACCAAAAUUCGAAGCUUCAGUAUCAGAGUAUACAGAGGAAAACUGCAGAGGAAAUGAAGAAGAAGUUGAAGGAGAAGAAGCAGAUGGUGAAUCUAAUGAAGAAGUUCCCGAGUCUGAUAAUACUCAGGCGUACAUUCGUGCAAAAUGGCUACACGAGCCAGACGAAACAGAUAAGUUGAGCGCAGCUCAUUUCAGAAAAGUGUUUCGUUGUCGUUGUGGAAAGCUGGAGACUUCACUAGGAUUCUGCUUUGUCGAAAUCUCCAUAUGGGGCGAGUCAUUCAUGUUACAUCAGAUACGGAAGAUGAUUGGAACAGCCGUGGCAGUGAAGAGAGAGCUGCUUCCUAGAGACAUCAUAAGACUAUCUCUGAACAAGUUCACAAGAAUCGUUCUGCCUCUUGCUCCAUCUGAAGUACUGAUCUUGAGAGGAAACAGUUUCGAAGUGCUUAAAUCUCCUGGAAAAUUCAAGAGGCCGGAGGUUAAAGCAAUGAGCGAAUCAGAAGAAGUGGAAAAAGAAGUGGAUGAGUUUUACAGAAGAGUGAUGGUUCCACAGGUGAGUAGAUUCUUGGAUGCAGAGAAAGCUCCAUGGGAAGAGUGGCUGGAGCAUUUGGAGAGGAACGAUGGUUUGAUUGAUGAGCAACUGGAAAAUGUAAGAAGAGGUUGGGAGGAGUGGAAAGCGAAGCCACGGAUUAUGACGAGGAAGACAGAAGAAGAUGAUGAAGAGUUGGGUUCUGUUUCUGUAUCUGUUCAUCAAGCUCUGCAUUAGUCACAUCUAUAUUUAUGCAAUUUUCGACAAAAUAUCUUAUGAUUAUUGUUUCAUUCACAUUGAAUCUGAGAAAAUCUAAAAUUUUCUGCAUUUCACC
Molecule: messenger RNA, 1744 nt
Organism: Eutrema salsugineum
Lineage: Eukaryota; Viridiplantae; Streptophyta; Magnoliopsida; Brassicales; Brassicaceae
Product: putative tRNA pseudouridine synthase
Exons: 7
Coding region: 109-1647 (512 amino acids)
Biological process (GO): mRNA pseudouridine synthesis; tRNA pseudouridine synthesis
Cellular component (GO): nucleus
Molecular function (GO): pseudouridine synthase activity; RNA binding
Source: RefSeq, a predicted model, not a curated record